Adineta ricciae is the source of this 1482-nucleotide messenger RNA. NCBI's taxonomy places the organism in Eukaryota, Metazoa, Rotifera, Eurotatoria, Adinetida, Adinetidae. The record is from the annotation of a GenBank genome assembly.
AUGAUGGCAUGGCAUCGUUUACGUUGGUGUUUCCGAUUGUUAAAAUCGAAAAGUGGUCGAAUGAUUAUCAUGCUGAUACUGACAGUUGGUAUCGCCGUCGCUGAAAUAGUCUAUGGAAUUCGAACUAAGUCUCAAUUACUAAUUGCCGACGGACUUUUUUCAUUUGCUGAAGGUAUUGCUUUGGUCGGUUCGUUGAUCGCAUUACGUUAUGCCAAAGCACAACGUCUACACGCUAAGAAUACAUUUGGCUGGGCUCGAUUGGAACUACUUGCUGGUCUUCUUCAAGAAGUUCUGCUCUUAUCAUUGUCACUUUCAAUCACAAUCGAUGCUAUCAAUAAACUAAUCAAUCCAACUCAUAUUGAAGAUCCUUCCGCGAUGAUCUAUCUCGGUUUCGCUGGCGCUUGCAUUGGUCUCCUAGGUUUAUUUCUCUUUCACGGUUAUCAUCAUGAUCAUAACAUCGGAGAUGAAAUCGUCGAACAGAAAAAGAACGAUUUCGUCCAGAGUGUUUGUGACACAUUGCGAAAUCUUGAUAGUAACCAAGAAAAAGACUCCAAUGAACAGAACAAUACUUUGCUUAGGUCUGAAGUCGUUAUGGAUGAAACGUCGUUGACUGUCAAUGAAGGACAUCGUUCAAAACACCGACUGGUAUUGCCAUCAUUAAAUGAUACGUAUACCAAUGCAUUUCGAACUGCUGAAAGAGCUCAAUCGGAUGAGCAUGGCAAGCAGCUUCGAGUCCCGGAUCGAAUUCGAACUCGAAGCGGCGAAUCUGUUUCUUAUUCAACAUUAGCUUUGAACGAUGAUAAACCAGAAUUAGAAGACGACUUCCAGGAAUCAAGAGUAUAUGCAACGCUUCACGCCUUGUGCUUACAUUCAUUGGCGGUGCUUCUAGAAUCAGCUAUUGUCCUCUGUUCGGGCUUAUUAAAUAAAUUCAUCCCACAUAUAGAUCAGUCCACACAUCAACCGAUCAAUAUCUGGUUGAAGUACAUCGAUCCUGCCUUAACACUAGUAAUGGUUAUUAUUAUCGCAAUCAAAGCUAUUCCUGUUGUUUGGUCACUUGGCCAUAUUCUUGUCGAAGCUGUCCCAUCUGGUAUCGAUACUCAGCAUUUAAUCCAAACAAUCAUGAAAACAAUUCCUCAAAUACGAGCAGUGCAUAGCGUUCAUGUCUGGAGGGCAACAGCUCGCGAUGUUUUUGCAACAUUGCAUGUCGUCUGCAACGAAGAUUUGUCUCUGAGUACUUGUACAGAGAUCUUUGGUCGGCAGUUACAACGAGUAUUUGAAACGCACUGCAUUCGUCAUUUCACACUGCAAUUCGAAUAUAUUCAGCCAGGUGAAAAUAUUCACAAGUGCGCUUAUGGCGCACGUCGACGACAUCGUGGCCAUCAAUCAAGUUCCGAAGAUAAUGAGAAUAUCAUUCAAUCACAGAUUGAUAUACGUGUUAAUUCGAAUCAUGUCGUUCUUCAACCUAUCGGAAGAUUUGUAUAA